Messenger RNA from Uranotaenia lowii, 958 nucleotides. RefSeq names its product serine protease 1-like. The transcript is spliced from 2 exons. Gene Ontology annotation, molecular function: serine-type endopeptidase activity. Gene Ontology annotation, biological process: proteolysis. The coding region runs from base 1 to 861 and encodes 286 amino acids. The record is from RefSeq and is a predicted model, not a curated record. Lineage: Eukaryota; Metazoa; Arthropoda; Insecta; Diptera; Culicidae.
AUGAUUGUCAGGAGAACGGCAUUUUUGUUGGCGCUUGUAGUCGCUGCGUCUGCCUCUGAUAUUACGGAGGAGGAACUUCUUCCGGACCCACAUCUGCUAGGUGGUGUUGUAAGAUCUUUCGGAGAUUUUCCUGCAGCUGCCUUUAUCGUAACUCCGGGAAGAGAGAUUUGCGGAGCUGCUGUAGUGGAUGAACGUCAUGUUGUAACCCUCGCUCAGUGUGUCCUUAAUGGGACCUAUCAUACCAUCAACCCCAGGCUGUUGCGAGUCAAUGCCGGAGAUAUCCGUAUUAUACCGGUAUCCCACACUCGCCAGUCAAGGCUGGGAUUAGCCGUCUACGUACAUCCGCAUUUUAAAUCACAUUCACUGGAAAAUGACAUCGCGGUUAUUCGUCUCCAAGAACCGUUCCACUUGCCAUCGAACGAGGUAGAACCGGCUUUCCGUCGGACCAGGAUUGUUCCCAACAACCAUCCAUGCCACCUAGUCGGAUGGGGACAAAUUACCACAACAGGAACUACCAUCGACUAUAACCAAAGAUCAAUUCCCCAAACGGUCAACGAUCGGGAUCAGUGUACCAACCUGCGUCGAAUUCGGCCCAUCUUCGAGAGUAUGAUUUGUGCCGGAAAUCUGGUGGCCGCACCCACAGGUCCAGCUCCCUGUAACGGAAACCUCGGUUCCGGGCUGUAUUGUGACGGGGAUCUCGCUGGGUUGCUUUCGUACGGGCUGAACUGUGGCCUGGCUAACAAUCCGCCAACUUUCACGCAGAUUCGGUUUUUCAAUCCCUGGAUCCAGCAGCAGUUGACGAGAACCGAUAUUCCACCGCAUGGAUGGUCACCAUUGGAUUUCGCUGUGAACAAUCCUUAAGUGAAAAAAAAACCUGUAAAUAUUUCUGUAACAAUACAAGAAGAAGAUAUUAAAUAAAGCGUCUGAUGGCGCUGAAGUUCACGUGAGUCAGACAGAA